Elgaria multicarinata webbii is the source of this 1200-nucleotide messenger RNA. RefSeq names its product actin-3-like. The transcript has a single exon. The record is from RefSeq and is a predicted model, not a curated record. Lineage: Eukaryota; Metazoa; Chordata; Lepidosauria; Squamata; Anguidae. Bases 1 to 1200 code for a protein of 399 amino acids.
AUGAACUACCACAAGAAGCCCAAGAGCCCUGGUCCUGCAAGCCAUAAACCAGGUUCAAGGGGCCCUGCCUCAGCCUCCACAUCAGCCACAUCAGAGAAAUACAAGGACUAUGCUGCUGUGGUAAUAGACACGGGAACUGGCUACACCAAGAGUGGCCUUGCUGGGGACGAGAAGCCAAGAUCCAUUGUGCCAAGUGUCGUAGGUGUGCCCAGGUACAGGACAAAGGAAAGCCCUCUGUACUACAUUGGGAAGAGCAUCCCACAACGGCGUGCCGAGGUGAGCACACAUGUGUUAAUGACUCAUGGCGUGGUAACAGAUUGGGAUGCCCUAGAGAUGCUGUGGCAUCAUAUCUUCUACACAGAGCUCAGCGUGUGCCCAGAAGAGCUGCCAGUGCUGGUCACAGAUGCCCCCAUGUCCCCAACCACCAACCGUGAGAAAAUGGCUGAGCUGCUCUUUGAGAACUUCGAAGUCCCAGCCAUGUUUGUAGCCCAUCAGUCCCUUCUGUCAGUGUAUUCCUAUGGGCGUACGAGUGGGCUAGUGAUUGGUUCUGGCUAUGGGACAUCCUACACAGCUCCUGUGCAAGAUGGAUAUAUCUUACCUCAUGCGACCUACCGACUGGACAUAGCAGGCAAAGCCCUGACAGACUACCUGGCCAAGCUGAUGGGGGAAUCUGGGAACCCUUUUCAAAAUGAGGAAAUGGAGGUGGUGUGUCAGAUCAAGGAGAGGUGCUGUUAUAUCUCCGAGGAGUACGAAUUGGAACUGAAUGCAGAUGAGAAGAAAUACCUCAUGGACUACACUCUUCCCGACAAGCAGGUCAUCUCCAUCGGCAGUGAGCGCUUUCGCUGCCCAGAGGUCCUCUUCAAUCCAACCAUGCUGGGCUUCCCAGAGGUGGGGCUUCAUGUCCAAGCCAUCAACAGUGUCAGGAAAUGCAAGCCGGAGCAACAGGGGAAGUUGCUUUCCAACGUCCUGCUGGCCGGUGGCACCGCCAUGCUUCGUGGUUUCUCAGAAAGGAUUAAAAAGGAACUGCAGAAAAUGGAGCCAACAAGAAAAGUGGACAUCCUGGCAUCUCCCAACCGCACCUUCUCUGCCUGGUUGGGGGGCUCCAUUGUGGCCUCCCUGAAUUCUUUCCAGAAUGUGUGGAUCAACCGGGAGGCCUACAACGAGAAGGGGCCUUUCAUUGUCCACAGGCACUGCUUCUGA